AUGUUCAGCUGGCGGAGCGACUUCGGCUUGGCCGGGUACUUUGAAAAGGAAAUCUGCGAGCAGCUAACCGAGCUCAUUGCUAGUGAGGGAUUCAGGUCUGACCCAGACCAAGUGGCUGUGGAAAAGCUCAGUUGUUGCAGCCCGUCUACCGACUUUCUGGUUGCAGAGUACAAAGAAUGUCGUGCGCUUCAUUCUGGAUCCAGCCUCCUGCGACCAUUUUCUGUAGCGUAUGUGAAGGGAUGGAAACGCGCAGUGGCCUUGCUCAUUACUUUGCAGGGCAUUCGGGAGCUCAGUCUUGAAGAUUCCAUUGACCAUUUCCUUCGAGUGAGCAUGGGGACAAUCCAUGUGAACUUUGCCUUUCGCGACGCAGACGCUCGCAGCAAAGUGUUGGUUGGGCGAGGUGCAACCAUGGCCAGUGCUGUGCGCAAAUCUCCGAACUGUUUCAGUCUACUUCGACAGAUUGAAGUUUUGCAGAAAGCUGGGAACAAGAACAACGCCGAGAAGAUCCUGGAGGCAGAGCGAUUUCUUGCGCGGCUGGAAUACCAGUUUGACAACGCCCCGAUUACCUUGCGAAAGGCUUUGCAGUUCAAGGAAGCCAGCAGGGUUCACCUGGCGACUGGUUUGUACCUUGCCUUGCUUGACAAGUUCAGCCAGGUUGCUCCGCCGUCAGAGUUCCGCCAUCUCAAGGCCAGUCUAGACACUCAGUUCAACGCUGGCUACUUGGAUGGAGAGCUUUUUCAUAUGGCUGAUGAGCAG
Durusdinium trenchii is the source of this 756-nucleotide messenger RNA. The record is from the annotation of a GenBank genome assembly. Lineage: Eukaryota; Dinophyceae; Suessiales; Symbiodiniaceae.